UACACAAUAGAUUACAGGCGAAGGAGCGCACCCAGAAAAUUCGACGGCAGUUGCACUGCAGUCGCUAUCUGUAUCCCGUGCUCAUUGCUCUCGCUCAACUAAAGCAAGUAUCUUGCUCGCUAAACACACCUCUUGAGCCAUUUGCUCAACCUAAUCUCGCAAAGCGAUAUGGCGCCACUUCUUCCAUACUACCCCAUUCCAUUCAAAACUCUGGAACUUCGGGAGAGAACAAUUUCAUUUAAUGGCGUACACAUCCUUUACACGAUGGGGAGGACAGAGAGGUUAAACGACCGCUCCGUGAACGGGUUUGAUGGUUUCAGCUUUCGCACAUUUGCAAUCACUCGAACUAUAGAGGACAGGUUUUGCGUAGUAGCUAUGCAAAAUGAUGUAUUUGCCAGCACCGAAUUGCUUGAAGGAGUUCCUCGGUAUUAUAACAAGACAUAUGGUGCCAAAUAUGCUUCCUCCAAAAAUUACCCGGAAGGCACCGCAACAACUGACGAAUAUUUCUCUUUGGCACUGAGAUUCGGAACCACAAGUUCUAGCCAUAUUUGGAACUAUUUCUUCGAAACGAAUAUCGGUGGUGUUGAUAUGGAUUACACUGAUGCAAAGAUCUGGGUUUAUGUUCCAAAGGACAAGUACAUCCUGACAUCAGUUCACUUUUACGAUCAAAGUGGACAAGAUCCCCACAAUAAACACCGCUUUGAGUCUUUGGCGAAACAACUGGUAGAGCUCAGCCCGGGUACCAACACUCUCUGCGUCGGCGUUUACACCGGAAAUGACCCCAUACGGGUAGUCAAGAGCACAAACAACGAAAAUCUCGGGAAGCCCCCGAGUUCGCACGUCACAAUCACAAUACAGGUGACCAUUAGGAGGGUCAUCUUCGUCACCAACUACGACACGGUGAUUUGGAUAGAGGAUUCUAGCGGCAGCAUGCCUGAAUUUUCAAACAACUUCAUAUUGAAACGGAUCGUGCACGAGACACCCUACUGACAUAAAUGCUUGAAGGUUUCUUCAAUGGAGUUACUAGCAGCUCAGAUACUUUCAAUAAACACUUCAUUGCACGUCAAUAUGCAUUUCCUACCCCUACACCAAUAUAAUAAACUUGUAUGAACGACCUGAAA
This is a messenger RNA of Dermacentor albipictus, 1121 nucleotides long. RefSeq lists its product as uncharacterized. The record is from RefSeq and is a predicted model, not a curated record. Lineage: Eukaryota; Metazoa; Arthropoda; Arachnida; Ixodida; Ixodidae.